CUUAAGUUUUAUACACUGUUUGUCAAAUAUUUAUUUUUAUGAUUAAAAAAAUAAUAAGAAAAAUUGGUAUUUUGCACAUAAACAGAUAUUGUUAACCAUAUUCGAAUAUUUAAUGUUCUUCAACACACUAUUAACAUUGCGUCUUUCAGUGAUGAAUAUACGAAUUUUCUCUUCGUGUAUAUUCGAUAUCAAAAUCACUACCUGAUUCAAACAAGAUGAAUCACUACGAAUAUUUCCUUAUAGUUUUAUGUCUGCUUGUAAGCAGUGCAUCUUGUGAAGACAUGUUCGGUGAGAUUUCGCAGAAAUGUGAUUUCAAAGAUGUUCUCAAAGAAUCUCAACUUUCUUCUCUCAAAGAGCUGCCAGAAUUCAAAAAAUGUCAGGAUUGGGCUGCUAUAAGCUCAAUAAAAUCAGUAGAACAAUUAUCUGAGGAUAAUAAAAAUAAUAUAAGAUGUUUAUUGUACCAUGAAUCACUUGUUUCUGUGUGUAAAGAUUUGAAAAAACGAAAGAUUGAUAUGUAUGAUAUGUUAAGUAAUUCACCUACUAACAGAUCGUUGAAAGAUAUUUGCAAUAAUUCUUUUCCAAAUGUGCAAACAAAAUCGCAAGUUAUCUACAACUUAACUCAAAAUUAUGAGCAGUGUAAGUACCUAUGUCAAGAGUUACAAAAAGGAGCACUUGUUUUGGAUAUGAUGUGUAUUAAAUCUUACAAUUUCAUCACAUUUUCUAAAGAGAUGGAACAAAAUCAAACUUCUCUCAAUAAUGAAAUGCUUAGAGCUCAAGUUCCUUUAGUAGAAAAUCCAAACUCCUUUGAGGAAACAACUCAUCCAGAAAUUAAUAAAAAGAACCAUUUUAGUACUAGUGGAAUUAAAAGUGAAGAGGAACUCAUGGUAACUCCUAAAGGAAAUAAGGAUAAUGUAAAUGAAAUAAAUGAUGAAAAUUUAGAUGCCCGCUCUAACAUUCCUGUUGAAGAGAAAUUGAACAAAGAUGAGUUUAGUGGAAAUCUAAAUCAAAACAAAUACCCUUUAGCUAUUGAAAAAAAUAAAGAAAAUGCUUUACUUCAAAAUCUAAGUGACAAAAAACAUGCACAGAAAAAUCAAGAAAUAGAUUCACCUGAUAAUAUAACAAAUUCGAUACCCAGUAACCAAGUAAGCCUAAUUCAAGACAGUCAAGAAGAAAAACCAAAAUCUAAUACAGAUAAUAAAAAUAACGCUUCUUUGAACAAUCAAAAUGUGUCUCCUAAGAUUAUUAAUCAAAAUACUGCUCUUGAAGGUGAUUAUGAGGAGACUGAUAUAGAAACUCAAGACAAACCUGUGGAAGAGAAUGAAGCAAAACAGUCCAACACUCUGAUCGAUCCUGAUAAUGUGAAUGAAGAAGACGAUGAUGGCAUUCCAGAUAGAUUUAAAGCACCAAAAUUAGGCCAAUUGAGUGAUCGUUUCGAAUAUAAUGGUGACUUAAAUGGCAAUUCCAAUUUUUUUGGUUAUUUUUCCUUUACCUGCAUAGUUUUUGUGAUUGGAUAUAUUUUAUAUCACAACAAACAGAAGGUUCUAGCACUGCUUCUAGAAGGUAGAAAUUCAAGAAGGCCACAACGUACAAGAAGACCAAACUCUGCUAAUUAUCACAAGUUAGAUAGCAACCUUGAAGAAGCCAUUUCAUCUUCGGUUACCAAAAACCCCAGCCAUGUGAUUUAUUAAAUCAAAUUUCAUUCAAGUUAUGCUUCAGACAAAAAAAAAUAUCAUUGUAAAUACAUUUAAAUUAUGUUAAGAGUGAACACUUUUUACAUUGUUUGCAUUUCUUCAAUAAAAGUGAUAUUUAAGUUA
Harmonia axyridis is the source of this 1814-nucleotide messenger RNA. Its product is annotated as suppressor of Mek1-like. The record is from RefSeq and is a predicted model, not a curated record. Lineage: Eukaryota; Metazoa; Arthropoda; Insecta; Coleoptera; Coccinellidae. The transcript has 3 exons. The coding region runs from base 216 to 1688 and encodes 490 amino acids.